Messenger RNA from Hibiscus syriacus, 881 nucleotides. Its product is annotated as proline-rich protein 3-like. NCBI's taxonomy places the organism in Eukaryota, Viridiplantae, Streptophyta, Magnoliopsida, Malvales, Malvaceae. The transcript is spliced from 2 exons. Bases 48 to 881 code for a protein of 277 amino acids. The record is from RefSeq and is a predicted model, not a curated record.
UUCAUCUACUUAUCUUUAUUUGUUCCCAUACUAAUUAUUACAUUGCAAUGGCUCUGUCACGUCUCUCCUUGGCAUUUUCCUUGCUUCUACUGUCAUUUCUAGCAAUUGCUUCGGCUGGCGAUUAUGGUGGUGAUGCUUCAUCUAAGUAUGGCUUCGAUGGUAUACCGGCUGACAGCCCUCAGGCAAAGCCAGAAGGAGAAGAGAAGCCUAUUUAUGGCACAAAUCAAGACACCUACAAGCCAAAACCAGAAGAGAAGGAAAAGCCUGACUACAGCAAAAAGCCAUACGUUGUGAAACCAAAGUCAGAAGGAGAAGAUCAGAAGCCUAUUUAUGGCACAAAUCAAGAUACCUACAAGCCGAAACCAGAAGAGAAAGAAAAAUCUGGUUACAACGGAAACUCAUACGUUGUAAAACCAAAACCAGAUAACUACAAGCAAGCAAAGGCAGAUGAAAAGGCUUCCUAUGGAAGUAAAUCAGAAGAAACGAAAAACUAUGUGUCAUCUGCUGUUCAAGGGACUGUUUUAUGUAAAACAGGUUCCAAGUAUUACCCAAUUCAAGGUGCUUUGGCAACGAUAACAUGUAAAGCUGUUGAUGAGGUCGGGGUGGAGAAAACUCUCUCCUUUUGCAGUAAAUCAACUGAUGCAAAAGGUUACUUCUUCAUUCCAUUGGGUGGCCGCAACUUGGAGCUUAAAGAAUGCAAGGCUUAUCUUAAAAGCUCUCCAUUGGCUGCUUGCAAUGUUCCCACUAAUGUCAACAAAGCCAUCGAGGGUGCUCUUUUAUCUGCUUUUCGUGUUCUAAACCAGAAGAAGACCAAAUUGUACUCGGUUGGACCUUUCUUCUACACCACCCAAGCUACUCCAGCCCCUGGAUAUUCUUACUAA